Pseudoliparis swirei is the source of this 4279-nucleotide messenger RNA. RefSeq names its product large neutral amino acids transporter small subunit 1-like. Gene Ontology annotation, biological process: amino acid transmembrane transport; neutral amino acid transport. Gene Ontology annotation, cellular component: membrane. The record is from RefSeq and is a predicted model, not a curated record. Bases 43 to 1638 code for a protein of 531 amino acids. The transcript is spliced from 11 exons. Gene Ontology annotation, molecular function: neutral L-amino acid transmembrane transporter activity; L-amino acid transmembrane transporter activity. Lineage: Eukaryota; Metazoa; Chordata; Actinopteri; Perciformes; Liparidae.
GAGGAAAAAGACAAGACAAGGGGACCCAGAUUAAGAAGGAAGAUGGCUGAGCCGGAGCUGAAGUCACGGAGCAGCCGGGAGAGCGUUGCCAAGGCAGCAAGCCAGGAGAAGAUUGGAGGAAACCAAGAUGGUCUGAUUCUAGAGCAGCCAGCGUCUCCAUCUACCCUCAUGGUCCCUGCUCCCACUGCCACAAGCCCGACCGACCUGCCCGCCAAAGGGGAGAAGAUCGUGCUCAAACGCAGCAUCACCCUCUUCAAUGGAGUGGGAAUGAUCAUCGGCACCAUCAUUGGCUCUGGCAUUUUCGUCACUCCAACAGGCGUGGUCAAAGAGACCGGUUCAGCCGGGCUCUCCCUGAUCAUCUGGUCCGCCUGUGGAGUGAUCUCGACCAUGGGCGCCCUGUGCUACGCUGAGCUUGGCACAACCAUCACCAAGUCGGGGGGCGACUACACUUACAUCCUGGUGGUGUAUGGCGAGCUGGCGGCUUUCCUGAAGCUGUGGGUGGAGAUGCUCAUCAUCCGGCCGUCGUCACAGUACGUGGUGUCGCUGGUGUUCGCCACCUACCUUCUGAAACCCCUGUACCCAAACUGCCCCGUGCCCGACAGCGCAGCCAAAGUUAUUGCCUGCAUGUGUCUAACCUCCCUGACGUUUGUAAACUGCAUCAGUGUGAGAGCGGCCACCAAGGUGCAGGACUUGUUCACAGUCUCCAAACUAGUAGCCCUGCUCAUCAUCAUCAUCUUUGGCUUCAUCCAGAUUUCCACAGGUGAUGUGCCGUACCUGAAACCAGACAAAGCAUUUGAAGGCAGCAAACUGGGAGUGGACAAUAUUGUCUUGGCUCUGUACAGUGGACUCUUUGCUUUCGGAGGCUGGAAUUAUCUGAAUUACGUGACCGAGGAGAUGAUCGAUCCUGAGAGGAACCUGCCCUUGGCCAUCAUCAUAUCCAUGCCUAUAGUAACGGUGGUGUACGUGUUGACCAACCUGGCCUACUUCACCACCAUCUCUCCUGAAGUCAUGGUCGAGUCUGAGGCUGUUGCCAUGAGUUUUGGAGAGUACCAUCUCGGUGUGAUGGCCUGGUUGAUCCCGGUCUUUGUGGGACUGUCCUGCUUUGGAGCCGUCAAUGGAUCCCUGUUCACGUCAGCAAGGUUGUUUUAUGCUGGAGCUCGAGAGGGUCAACUCCCUGCUGCUCUGGGUUUGGUGCACACAGACCUCUUCACACCAGUGCCGUCUCUCAUCUUCACAUGUUUGCUGUCCAUGAUGUACACCAUAUCGCAGGACAUCUUCUCUGUCAUCAACCUCUUCAGCUUCUUCACCUGGCUGUGUGUUGGCAUGGCCAUUGCCGGCAUGAUCUGGCUGCGCUUCACCAAGCCCGACCUCAGAAGGCCCAUUAAGGUGUAUCUGGUCAUCCCUGUGACCUUUGUGUUGGGCUGUGUCUUCAUGAUCGUCGUCUCCUUCUGGGCAGCUCCGUUUGAGUGCCUGGUAGGCUGCAGCAUUAUUCUCACAGGCAUCCCGGUGUACUUCCUGGGCUACAAGUGGAAGAAACCGCAUGCGGUCCAGAAGAUACUGAAUCACUUCACCGUGUUCUGUCAAAAGAUCUUCAUGUCUGUUCCUGAGGAGAGGGGGCCAUGCGAGGCGGAUGAAUAACACUGGACACACUGAACUACAUGAUGGACUGUCACAACAUUUUUGUCUGAAUACAGGACUGUCUCAGAAAAUUAGAAUAUUGUGAUGAAGUUCUUUAUUUUCUGUAAUGCAAUUAAAAAAACAAAAAUGUCAUGCAUUCUGGAUUCAUUACAAAUCAACUGAAAUAUUGCAAGCCUUUUAUUCUUUUAAUAUUGCUGAUUAUGGCUUACAGCUUAAGAAAACUCUAAAAUCCUAUCUCAUAAAAUUUUAAGAUUUCCUCAGACCAAGUAAAAAAAAAGAUUUAUAAUAGCUGAGUGUUUGUCAAGGCUCAGGAAACCCUUGCAGGUGUUUCGAGUUAAUUAGACAAUUCAAGUGAUUUGUUUAAUACCCUACUAGUAUACUUUUUCAUGAUAUUCUAAUAUUUAGAGAUAGGAUAUUUGAGUUUUCUUAAGCUGUAAGCCAUAAUCAGCAAUAUUAAAAGAAUAAAAGGCUUGCAAUAUUUCAGUUGAUUUGUAAUGAAUCCAGAAUGCAUGACAUUUUUGUUUUUUUAAUUGCAUUGCAGAAAAUAAAGAACUUCAUCACAAUAUUCUAAUUUUCUGAGACAGUCCUGUAUAUGUCUACGUUCAUUCACUUGUGAUUUGGCUCAAGCUAUUUAUUUUAACACUUUAACGAACCAGGCAUAUAACUGCGUAACAAAUUGAAAUUGAUGAGGGCGGCUAGUCAAUCUUGGUACAGGAGGGUUUAAGUAUGAUCUUGUGUCGCCUAAAAAGUAUGAAGGCAUACAGUAUCUUGUGAACACUACAGAUGUUCUACAUUUGACAAGUACAUCUCCUUUAAUCUGAGAACAUGCUUACAUGUUGCAUGUUAGUGAGUUAAAGGAGAGCCAUGAUCUUAAAGGGUGAAUCAUUAUGUGCUAGAAGCUGCAUUCAGAUACACUUGUGGCCUAACACACAAGUGUAUUGUUCAGCUAACGCGUCCCGAUAAGUAGCUUAGUGAGACAUUCGAUAACUACAAACCACAAAUGAAUAUAGUUCCCGUUUUCUUGAAUAUGAACGCUACUGAACUGUGAAAUAAAAACUGAGAACUUACUGCAUCAGUUAAUGAUGUUUGGACUCAUUUGAAGUAAACGACACAGUAAACAGUGUAUAAAGAAGGCCAAGGUUGGAGGAGGCAAUGGUUGGAAAGCACAAGCUAAAGUGAGAUGAAGGAGAGUGUCAUAUUUCUUGAAGAUGUUUUGCUGUGAAGCAGGUCUGUUUCUUGUAUCAUUUUAUUCUCACAUCAAACCAUGUCAGUCGUGCAGUGCUCCAUAUGUGAUGGUAUUUGAUGAAAUGACAGUGGAUAUCAGCAGCUGUUUGUGAGGUAUUAUUAUAAGAAACUGAAGACCUGCAUAGAUGUCCUUUUGGUUGUAUUUAGAAAACUCCAUUGCAGUGUUAGUGUGUGUGUGUGUGUGUGUGUUGUUUGUAUAUAUGAUCUUUGCCAGCAAUUGUAGUACUGUUAUUCUUUUUUACAUUGUUGUUGUAUUGUCACUAUAAGACCAGAAUGAAUGUGGCACCAGCUUUGCUUUUAUAUUUUACCUAUAAAAUCUUUUUUUUUAAACUGAAUAUCUGAGGUUUUUCUAAAGUUAUUGAAAGAACAUUGUCAAUCUACUCAAGAUCCCAGAGGAAAACUAGUCUCAGAUGGAAAGGAAGGAGGGUGGAGGUUAUUAUUUGUUGCAAAAGGUUUCUGAAAUGUGCACAGAAAAAUCAGACACACACUUUUGCAGGACACUGUCAAAUCAAAUAGAUGAGCUGAAAUUGGAUAUUAUUUCAUAUUGGUUGAAGACAUCAAAAGAAAUGCAUUUAAUAUUUUCCAACAUAAAUGAAUGCAAAGCUUUCAGAAUUUCAAACGGCAGCAGAAUGAGGGAAAGGCUGAAAGUCGUAACAUAAUUUUUCCAGCGAGAUAUGAAAGUCGCUAUUUCUCUUUUGUGAAACAAGCGUUCUACAACCGUCAUAUUAUUUAUGGAAGUUGGACCAAGUUCUCACAACAAACUAGACAACAAUUAACGUUUAAAAUUACAGCAGUGGAAAUAAAUCUUACCUGUAAGUGUAGUGGGAAAUUGUAUUGAACCUUCCAAUGACAAUAACUCCCAUAAGGGCGUCUAAUAUCCACUGGAUUGAAAGAAAAGCCGUUGUGAAAGUUUAAUACACAUUUUGAUACCUACUGCACCUAUUCUACAACAUGAUUUAUUAAAAUAUAAAUGUCAUGAAAAAGUGCAACUUUUAUGCAGUUAUUUGCCUUAUUGGGUUAUUUGUGUAUAUUAUCAGAUAAAAUAAUUGUGUUCAUUUCCCAUAGUAAACAUUGAAGUAUUUGACUUAUUAAUUCAAAAGCCAGAUAGAUACAAGCAUAACAAUUGGGAAAGAAAGGGUACUGAUUACAUUCAAACACAGGUACAUCAUACAUCUCAUGUUAUGCAUAACAUACCGUAACUCUGUGUACAAAGUGCUCCUGUGUGUAUGAAUUGAUAAGAACUAUAUGUCGAAUUAAAGUGUUGUGGAGAAAAAACUAGAAUAGAGUAUUUAAAAUAUUUUUAAUUGAAGGUACCUUUGUCAAUUGUUGUAACUGUUGUAUUUCGCUGCCCAUGGUGGGUUCACCUAACAAUAAACAUAUUUUUGUUUAAAGUUGG